Molecule: messenger RNA, 1557 nt
Organism: Durusdinium trenchii
Lineage: Eukaryota; Dinophyceae; Suessiales; Symbiodiniaceae
Source: the annotation of a GenBank genome assembly
GCAGCCGGCGCAUUCCAUACUGAGUAUGACGGAGUCUAUGCCACCGAGGAGGUCAUUGAAGGUAAUGGCACCGACCAGGAGGAGAUCGACAACAUCGAGCACUACAUCAUGGAGCUCCAGGACGAAGGACCUUCCGAAGACACCGCCCUGAGCGAAUCCGAGGCGGCAGAGAUCCUCUCCACCUACCUUCAGCAGAAGAAGACCUAUACACAGUCGAUCAAGGACAAGAAAACCAAGGAACUCGCCCGAGGCUAUGGAGCUGGUCGACGACCAAACUUCAGCUUGAAUCGGGGAGAUCGAGAUCGACCUCUACGACCUGGAUCCUACUCCGUAACGAUUGCCGAGCUGCAGAAGAGGACCCGCUGCCGACAAUGUGGUCAGAUCGGCCACUGGAAACGGGAUUGCAAGAACCCUCCCAUGAAACCAGGCAGCUCCUCAUCGAUGAGCGCGUCUCGAACGAACGAGACACACCUUUUGGAAAGCACACCCGAGGUGCAUUUUGUGGGCAGUCUGGAGAAGGAAGAGUUCAUCGACAAGAAUCUCUCCAGCCAUGGACCAACCAGCUCCUCGCCUUUUGAGAUGACAGGGACAAGAACACCUGAGCCGCUCAUCCUGAGGACUUCAAUCGAAGGCCAGCCGGACUGUACAGAUGUAAACACCGGCCAGAAGCGCAGCCGACAUGCUCCACCGGAGACUUCGAACCCGGAGGACAAGGCCGUGAAAGCCUGGACUCAAUUGACCCGUCGGCUACUGGUCGUGCUUAUGCCCCUUCAGUACCUGUUCGAACGCCUCUUGGAGACCAUCAUGGGAGCACAAUCCCAACGCCGGGUUCUGGCGCGUCUGAUCGAGAACAUGUCCGACGAGGAGCUCCACCACGUGACCAAGAUGGCCAAGGACGAGAUGAAUCGUCGCGGCGAACUAUCGGACACAUUCAUCGUGAUCAGGGACCCGGAACAACGCUCGGACGGAUCUCAGAGGAAGGUUCAGAAGGAGACUUUGGUGAGAACUCAGCGCUGCGACCAGAUCGACAGCCUGCCGGGGAUCGAGAUGCUGACUGGACCCCGACCUCGUUGCCGAUGCGGCCUACAGGUGAAGAUUCAUCUGAGCACCGAGGUCAACCACGAGGAGGAGAUCUACUUCCGAUGCCCGAAGUACCCAGGACAACAGUGCGAAUUCAAACAAUGGACCCCUUGCCAGCCAUUGAAAGAUGUGACCAGCUGGAAGUACCGCCAGCAGCCAGGCGAAAAGCCCAAGUCCUAUGCCGAGGUGCUGGAGGGGAUGGUUCAGGAAAUUUGCCCGCACUCCGCCACGCAUCGAAAGGGAUCCAAUGCCUUCCUGACCAAGGUGACCUGCCGCUACUGCAACAAGGUGAUCAGACAGGAAAAGAAAGCGGUUGUCACGGAGACGGUGUCUCCCAGCAGCCCAUCAGAGACACUUCCUCGUCCUUCAACUCCGACGCCAACAUCACCUCAGGAAGGGAUGACCGAACCAGAGGACUACCAGGACUUCAUGGACUUCCUGCGCUGGCGCCGAAUGAAGGGCCCUUCAAGCCAGUGA